Metarhizium acridum CQMa 102 is the source of this 3102-nucleotide messenger RNA. It is a transcript of the gene SPT16, whose product is annotated as FACT complex subunit spt16. Gene Ontology annotation, molecular function: nucleosome binding. The record is from RefSeq and is a predicted model, not a curated record. Lineage: Eukaryota; Fungi; Ascomycota; Sordariomycetes; Hypocreales; Clavicipitaceae. Gene Ontology annotation, biological process: transcription elongation by RNA polymerase II. Gene Ontology annotation, cellular component: FACT complex.
AUGGCGGACAUCAAGAUUGACGGCAAGCUCUUCCAAGAGCGCAUCUCACAUUUUGCGACCGCCUGGAAAAAUGACCUGAGAGCCAAGGACGGCCUCUUUGGUGGAGCUGCCUCCAUUCUCAUCAUGAUGGGCAAGAUGGAGGAGAUUCCCGAGUUCCAUAAGAAUAAUGCCAUGCAUUUUUGGUUGCUUGGCUACGAGUUCCCCACGACCUUGAUGCUGCUCACCGUGGACACGCUCUACAUCCUUACGACGGCUAAGAAAGCCAAACAUUUGGAUCAGCUAAAAGGCGGUCGAUUCCCCAUCGAGGUGCUUGUUCGCGGCAAGAACGCCGAGGAAAACGAGAAACUAUUUGUUACCAUUGCAGAGAAGAUCAAGGCGGCCGGAAACAAGGUCGGUACCAUCGCAAAAGACACGUCCAAGGGACCUUUCGUCGAUGAAUGGAAAAAGGUCUUCUCGGAGCAGUGCAAGGACGUUGAGGAGGUCGAUAUUUCAGCCGCACUAUCGACGCACGCCUUUUCCGUCAAAGAUGAGAACGAGCUCCGCGCUAUGCGAACCGCCUCCAAGGCUUGCGUUGCCUUGAUGACUCCCUACUUCCUCGACGAAAUGUCCAAUAUUCUCGAUAGCGAAAAGAAGGUCACGCACGCUGCAUUGGCAGAGAAGGUUGAUAGAAAGCUCGAUGAUGACAAAUUCUGGAAGACGGUUGAGUUGCCCAACAAGGGCAAGCUGCCUUCUGAUUUCGACUCGACCCAACUGGACUGGAUCUUAGGGCCCGCUAUUCAGAGUGGUGGCAAGUAUGAUCUUCGCUUUGCCGCCGAAGCCAACAAUGACAACUUGCAUGCCGGCGUCAUAAUUGCUGGUCUGGGUCUCAGGUACAAGUCAUACUGUUCGACGAUUGCAAGGACUUACCUUGUUGAUCCCAACAAGGCGCAGGAGAGCAAUUACAAGCUUCUCCACAUGGUUCACAAUUCCAUUAUCAAGGACAUUAGAGACGGAAUGUCGGCCAAGGAGGUCUAUAACAAGGCGCUGAGCUUGCUCAAGAUCAAAAAGCCAGAGAUGGAGAAGCAUUUUCUCAAGAAUGUUGGUUGGGGUAUCGGACUGGAAAACCGAGACCCAACCCUCGUCCUCAACGCAAAGAACAACAGAAUACUCAAGGACGGAAUGACUCUCAUCAUCCAUACUGGGUUCCAGGAUAUCGAAAACCCACAGCCCCAGGACAAGAAUAGCAAGGUCUACUCCUUGGUACUGACUGAUACUAUCCGCGUCACUACCGGGGAACCCGUGGUGUUCACUGCUGAAUCUCCAACCAGUGCUGAUGCCAAUUCGUUCUUCUUCAAGGAUGACGAAGAAGUCGAGCCCACCCCUAAGAAGGAGAAAAAGGACCACAGGGUUGGUGCCGUUGCCACUAAAAACAUCACCAGUACUAGGCUUCGGUCCGAAAGGACAACGCAGGUCGACGAAGAUGCCGAAAACAAGAGAAAAGAGCACCAAAAGGAGCUGGCGGCCAAGAAGCAGAAGGAAGGUCUCGCCAGAUUUGCCGAGGCAACUGGCGACAAGAACGGAGCUGAAGUCAAAAAGUUUAAGCGAUUUGAAUCGUAUAAACGAGACAAUCAGUUCCCACUCAAAGUCAAGAACCUGGAAGUCGUUGUGGACUCAAGGAACAGCACUGUCAUUCUUCCCAUCAUGGGCCGACCCGUGCCAUUCCACAUCAACACAAUCAAGAACGCUAGCAAGAGCGACGAAAACGACUUUUCAUUCUUACGAAUCAACUUCCUGUCACCUGGACAGGGAGUAGGUAGAAAGGAUGAUCAGCCCUUCGAAGACGCUUCCGCACACUUUGUGCGCAGUCUGACUUUCAGAUCGUCUGACGGAGAGAGAUAUAGUGAGAUAGCUACUCAAAUCUCAAACAUGAAGCGAGAUGCGGUCAAGAAGGAGCAAGAAAAGAAGGAUAUGGAAGAUGUGAUUGAGCAAGACAAGCUGAUUGAAAUCAGAAACCGAAGGCCUGCUGUAUUGGAUAAUGUCUACAUUCGUCCGGCCAUGGAGGGCAAACGAGUGCCUGGAAAAGUCGAAAUACACCAGAAUGGUAUUCGAUACCAGUCACCGCUCAACGCUCAGCAUCGCGUCGAUGUUCUCUUCUCCAACGUCCGCCAUUUGUUUUUCCAACCUUGUGCGCAUGAGCUCAUUGUCAUCAUCCACAUUCACCUAAAAGACCCCAUCAUCGUCGGCAACAAGAAGAAGACCAAGGAUGUUCAAUUUUAUCGUGAAGCCACUGAUAUCCAGUUCGAUGAAACUGGCAACAGGAAGCGAAAGUACCGCUAUGGAGACGAAGAUGAGUUCGAGGCUGAGCAAGAGGAAAGAAGGCGUCGGGCCGACUUGGACAGACUCUUCCAAGGUUUUGCGCAGAAGAUUGCAGAGGCUGGCCGCAACGAAAACAUCGAAGUCGAUAUGCCUAUUCGCGAACUCGGUUUCAAUGGCGUGCCCUACCGAAGCAACGUAUUUAUUCAACCAACCACAGACUGCCUCAUGCAAGUUGUUGAGCCUCCUUUCAUGGUCAUCACCAUUGAAGAUAUUGAAAUUGCCCAUCUCGAGCGUGUGCAAUUCGGCCUCAAGAACUUUGACAUGGUCUUUGUAUUCAAAGACUUUACCCGCGCACCAUUCCACAUCAACACUAUCCCCGUAGAAUUCCUCGACCAAGUCAAGGAAUUCCUAGACUCAUCAGACAUUGCCUACAGCGAAGGUCCACUCAAUCUGAACUGGCCUACGAUCAUGAAGACUGUUACUGCCGACACGCAUCAGUUCUUUGUCGACGGCGGUUGGGGUUUCCUGCAAGAGAAUUCGGACGAUGAGCAGGAAGAGGAGUCUGAAGAGGAGUCAGCCUUUGAGAUGGACGAUGACGAGAUGGACGAAGCAUCCGAGUCUAGCGAGGAGGGGUCCGAUUUUGGUAGCAACGCCAGUGACGAUGACGAUGAUGACGACGCCGAACUGGAUAGUGAGGAAGAGGGUGAGGACUGGGAUGAGCUCGAGAAGAAGGCUAAGAAGAGAGACAGGGAGAGCGGUCUGGAUGAUGAUGACCGGGGUGGGAAGAAGCAGAAGAGGAAGCGCUAG